CAUUUACUCUGAAGGAGGAGGACGGAAGCCUUGACGCUGCUGCUGCUGCUGGUUGAGCGCAGGCUAGCCAAGAUGGCGGAAUACUUGGCGUCCAUUUUUGGGACAGAGAAAGAUAAGGUCAACUGCUCGUUUUAUUUUAAAAUUGGUGCCUGUCGACAUGGCGACCGCUGCUCCAGAUUACACAAUAAACCAACAUUCAGCCAGACAAUUGCCCUCCUGAACAUUUACAGGAACCCUCAGAACAGUGCCCAGUCUGCUGAUGGCCUCACCUGUGCCAUCAGUGACAUGGAGAUGCAGGAGCACUAUGAUGAGUUUUUUGAGGAGGUCUUCACAGAGAUGGAGGAAAAGUAUGGAGAGGUGGAGGAAAUGAACGUGUGUGACAACCUCGGUGACCACCUAGUUGGAAAUGUGUAUGUCAAGGUGAGCAUCGGUUCUAAAAACGACAUAUAUUACCACUGCUUUAAUACCA
Messenger RNA from Notothenia coriiceps (black rockcod), 469 nucleotides. Its product is annotated as splicing factor U2AF 35 kDa subunit. Gene Ontology annotation, molecular function: metal ion binding; RNA binding. The annotation marks the transcript as partial. Gene Ontology annotation, biological process: mRNA splicing, via spliceosome. NCBI's taxonomy places the organism in Eukaryota, Metazoa, Chordata, Actinopteri, Perciformes, Nototheniidae. The record is from RefSeq and is a predicted model, not a curated record. Gene Ontology annotation, cellular component: U2AF complex. The transcript has 5 exons.